This is a messenger RNA of Electrophorus electricus (electric eel), 3196 nucleotides long. NCBI's taxonomy places the organism in Eukaryota, Metazoa, Chordata, Actinopteri, Gymnotiformes, Gymnotidae. The record is from RefSeq and is a predicted model, not a curated record.
UUUAUAGGCUGCUUAGCACACAGCGAUGGUUUAGGUAGAACUGCAAUUUCUCCCGGAAGUUAGCCCAACAGCUAGCUUACACUGGCGAAUUUGCCUGAUGAAAAUUGUUAGCUAGGGUUAGCGAACUAGUUGUUAUCUUUUAGCUAGCUAACGUAUUUACCUAAUAGCAGCUAACUGUUAUCUGGCUAGCUAGCUGAGAUUUAUCAGUGGGUUAAUAAAUAGACGAAUCAGAAUGCCCAAUCUCGAGUCGCGAUGAAAGCAUAACCUUACAAACCCUUUCUAAUCAUAAGAUUUGUGAAAAAAGACUAAGAGGUGAUACUCAAUAUAAGGUCCAUCUGACGACUUUAAAGCAUUUCAAGGCCUCAUCCCUAAGCCACCACCACUGCCAGAAUGGACUGAUAUCAAACAGUACUUGAAAUAUCUGGACCUUGAUGAGCCCAUUAUUGGACUUAGUGCCUUAGUACAAGAGGAAGAUUCUGUCUCAGAUGAUGGGAAAGUCCUACUGAGGUACAGAUGUAGAAUGUGUGCAGUAGAGAUGGACCUCUAUAGCAUGGCCACUCAUGUGGUAGGCCUUAAACAUCGUCAGAAGUACCUGGAACUGAAGAGACCUGACUUGGUGACAUGGCAGAACAAUUCACAGAAACAGCCGGGUCUUGUUGCAAGGGCUAAGGCCGCAGUGGUAGAGAAGCAAGAGGGAUGGGGAACUCCAGUUCCACUUAGCCGACCAAAAGAAGUCAGAAGCCUCAGGAAGGACAAUCAAGGCUAUAGAACAACUGAAAUCUGUUGGUCUGAUACCCAUGAAAUGCCCUAUCCUGGGCAAGAUAGGAGGGAAAAACCUCCACCAGCUGAAGUUGCUUGUAGAUCGUACUUGGAGGAUGACACUCUUGGAAGGCACUCUCGUUAUCGUGAGGAUAACACAUAUGAUGGGUCCUACAGAGCCAACAUCACUCAUCUGCGAUUCCAUCCAGAGGAUGACAGGUGUGAAAUACCAUACUCUAAAAAUGGCAGACAAAGAUCUUACCGAGAUGACUCGCACACUGAAAGUAUUUACCUGAAAGAGGACAAUAAUUUAAGGUCUUACACAGAGGACAGUGGUCGAAGUUAUGUUGACAAGCCUGCUACAAGCUCUAAUUAUGAGUGCUGGGAUGAAUGCUACCGAGAAGUUAGUCCCAACAGACGGCAGUUCACAAGCAGAGACGCGCAAGAAGAUUUCUAUCAUGGCAAUGUUCCAAAAAAACAAUCAACUGACAUUGAUCUACGUGUGAGCGGGGCAGCUCGGCACCCAGUGGAAAUGGACCUGGAUCAGGAGAACGAACAGAUGUACACAUCACAUGAGGGAAGAGGAUCUGGCAUGGAUGAAAUGGAAAGGCCGGACAGAAACCUCCAGUAUGCAGGGAAGGAGUGGGAAAAUUUCCAAACUGUGGAAAGAACAAGGGUGGGAUAUUUUGAGGUACAAACCCAUCCUCAAAGAGCCAGAGACGCUGUGGCAAACUACCCUCAGGAAUCAGUGCCUGCAAAAAGGAAAAGAAAGAGCAGGUUCUCAGAUGCCACGCCUUUAGAAAUGGCACUUGCACAAAAGGGGCAAAUUGAAGACCUGCUUCGGAAAACAAAAAAGAGAGGCGUAAUAAUUCCCACAAACCUCGAGGUAGUCCUGUGGGACACUGUGUCAACAGACAUCCAAAUUGAAAAUGAUGAAGAGGCUAACUUCUUAAAGGAAAAGUUAUGUACUCUUCUGAAAGAGUUCCAAGCAAAUAAAGCCCAACGCACUGAGCAAAAGAACCAGGCCUCUCACAGCACCAGAGACUAUAAUUACAUGAGUGACGCUCGAGUGGAGCAACGCAGAGAAAGGCCAGAAGCAAGACAUUUCGAGGCCCGAGGUCAUCUGGAGCCUGCUAGAUAUCAUGAGUCUGCUAGAGAUUAUCAAGACUCAAGAAGUUGCAAGGAUAAUGCCACUAAUAUGCGGGAGACAUGGCAGUUUGAAGAACACCCCAGAGCUUUUCAAGACCGCAGACACGUUCAGGAUAUCAGGAGAUAUGGAAAAGACACUCUUCCAGAGUUUACAAGACAUGAACGUGAUCCUAGAGAGCAGGACUCAAGACAUUUUGAAGAUGGGGUUUCCAGGCAAGGUUUUGAACACAGUCCCAGAGAUUUUCAACUUGCAGGACAUGUUAAAGAGUCCAGAAGCAUUAAAAACGCAAGGCACACCAGAGGUACUGAAGAAGCUAUAAGUUAUGCAAAAUAUGAAAGAGUUACACUAGAACCAAGACAUCAUAUCACAGAGGGAGUGAGAAGAGCAGCUGAGGAAAGAUAUUGUGGAGGUGAAUUCAGACCAUCUCAGCACAGCUUUGAAUGGGAUCCCAAUAGGGGGGGUUCUGCUGAGCGAUCUGAAGAUGUCAAGUCUUAUCUUCCAGAUAAUGAACGGAGAGGUUACCGAAGAGUGAGUCUUUGGGAUUCCAAGUCACUGAUGGAGGAAGAGAAGGUGCGUGCUGACAGCCAAACAACAAGAGCACGUUAUCAGCGUGGUGGGGACCUCUAUGACCCCUUUCAUCCGUCAUCUUCUCCACCCAAGGAAGUAGCAAACUCCUCCAGUCUCGAGAAGCUUGCCUCCACUCUUCUGGAACUUAUGGCACGCAAUUCAAAUUAAACGGACUCUUGGUGUGUUCAGAAAUAGUGCAUUGCAUAAUUAUACUGCUUUAAUAAUUCCAUAUUUGCAUUUGUUGUGUUUGUUAGCUUAGCAGAGGUUCUCAGUGGAGAUGACAGCUUUGUGUAUUUUUGUUUUAUGCUAAUGCUAGGUGUAAUGAAAUAGUGGUAAUAAACCAUUUUCUUCUGCUGGGUUCUGUACUGAGUUUGGAUUGGCAACUUUUAGGACAAUAUUAGUGUUUAAAUACAUUACUAAAUACAUUGUCCAAAUUCAGAAUACUACAUUUUAUGAUAUUAAGUAUCCUUAAUUUCAGAUAACUGAUCAAAGCAUAAUUGCUACUUACACUUGGGGAAAAGGCAGAAUUACUGACCCCUAGCGGUAAAUAUAUGUAAAUAUUCUCACCAUAACACGUAUUUUGAGCAACGGUUUGUUUGGGGGGGGGGGGGUUUUUGUUUGUUUUGUUUUUUGAUAUUAUUACUAUUUUUUUACUUCAGCAUGUUUAGUAUGUGCAGCAUAUUCUCUAGGUACUAAAAUGAAGAGGUAAAAUAAUCCAAA